Dicentrarchus labrax (European seabass) is the source of this 2415-nucleotide messenger RNA. Its product is annotated as tripartite motif-containing protein 16. Lineage: Eukaryota; Metazoa; Chordata; Actinopteri; Moronidae. The record is from RefSeq and is a predicted model, not a curated record. The transcript has 7 exons. Bases 83 to 1753 code for a protein of 556 amino acids. Gene Ontology annotation, molecular function: zinc ion binding; protein binding.
ACACACAUAACACAAACCUACUGAAUCACUUCACCAGGAAAUGAAACCAAACUUGUGAUAGCCCGCCUUUCUGCACACAGACAUGGCAGAGCCUCGUAUCCCGAUAAAGGUGAACCACCUCAGCUGUCCAAUCUGCAGCGAGGUCCUCAGGAAUCCUGUGACUAUUCCCUGCGGACACAACUUCUGCAUGCAGUGCAUCCAGGACCGCUGGAACAAUUCUCUCUUCAGCUGUCCUGAAUGUGGCCAUAAGUUUCCCUCCAGACCCCAGCUGAUCAAGAACACAACUCUGGCUGACUUGGUGAGGGACACCGAGAGGUGUGAUGCUGGCUGUGCGAGUGGGAAACCGCAGCAUUCGGGAGUCUCCACGCAGACCCUGAAAAGACCCUGGAGCUGUACAAAAAUGAAAAGCCCUUUAUGUUGGAGGCACAGAUGCUUCUUGGAUGUUUACUGUUGCACUGAUGAGCAGGUCAUUUGUGCACUGUGUGCUUCAGCUGAGCACAGGGGACAUACCAUUGGGUCGGUGAGGGGAGAAAGGAAGAGGAAGCAGGAGGAGCUGGAGAUGAGACAGAUUAAAUCCAAGCAGAUUCUCAAGAAACAAGAAAAUAAAUGUAGGAACUUGGAGAGGACUCUCGAACAGAUUCAGGAGGAGGCGAGAGAUACAGACGACUAUUGUGAGAGCGUCUUGGUCAGUGUCAUCGACUCCCUCCAGAGACAUUACCUAUCAGUGAGAGAGCUGAUCAGACGUCAGGAGGAGGCUGCAGCCGCUCAGGUUCAGAUCUCCCUACAGACCCUGCAGGUGAAGAUUGAGGAAAUGAAGAAGAGGAGUGCUGAGCUGGAGCAUCUGGCACAGACCGACAACGAUGUCCAUUUCUUGGAGAAAUGGCCCUCUCUGCAGCGCCUCUGUGACGAAGACUUUCUCCAUGCUCUCCGCGGAGUUUCACAGGAUCCACUGCUCCCCUUUGAGGUCACAAAGAAAGCUGUUGACAAGCUCGGGAGGCAACUUGAGGAAUUUUGUGACAAAGAAUUCACCUCAAUCUCUCAAACUGCUGACGGGGGAGAGCAGCAGGAGUCAGGAGGAGAGACAGAGCAGGACGACUUGCAAGGAUGUGAAGCCAGUACCUCACAGUCCCAUGGUCUCACUGGCGUUAACAAGACUCUGACUGAUCGGACUGCAGAGCCUAAAACCAGAGCAGAGUUCCUGCAGUAUGCAUGUGUCCUCAGCCUGGACCCUGCUACAGCUCAUGAGGACCUGACUGUUUCCGUAGGAGACAACGAGGUGAGGAUGAACCUUGUCAGGAUAAAAAACCCGCCAAUUCGUUCCCCCAAGAGGUUUAUCCACCGACGGCAGGUGCUGUGCAGGGAGGGGCUGCAGGCCGAACGCUGCUACUAUGAGAUCGAGAUGGAAGGAGACAAGGCUGAGAUUGCCCUCGCCUACAAAGGAAUAGACAGAAAAUCCCGCACUCCGCUGUCAGCUUUUGGGGCCAAUGCAAAUUCCUGGAGUCUUGAUCGCUCCACAAAGUACUCUGUGAGCCACAGAAAGGACAGCAUCCAGCUUACAACAUCCCCCAGUCAUCAUAGGAUCGGUGUUUAUCUGGAGUUCAAAAAGGGAACUCUGACGUUCUAUGAGGUGUCAGACAGCAUGAAGUUUCUUUAUAAGGUUGAAGCUGAAUUCACAGAGCCGUUGUACCCAGGCUUCUGGCUCGGAGAGAAAUGUUGCAUCAGGAUCUGUGAUUUGAAAUUGGACAGACUGUAAAGGCCUGAGUUUUUGAACUAUUUAUCACACGGAGCCAUGAAUGAAUUACCUCAUUAGAAGCAUUUUUUAUUGUCUUCUGAAUCUCUCUAACUUAAACUACGAUAUAUCUCCGGUUUAUGGUUCCCCCCGUUGCAUCACCUCAGGGACUUUGUUACUGGACUGUCAACUGUACAGACGAAUUCCACAUAACAUGUCGAUCACCUUUUUAUAACCUGAUAUAAGUCUGCCUGCGUUUUUUAUGUUACUUCAACUCACUAUAACUUAGAAGGAAAUAUGACUAGUAGAUAUAAUAAAAUGCAGUUAAACCAUAGUCUACAGCAUGUCAGCAUGCUAACUCGCUCAUAAUGUCAAUGCUUAUAUGCUUUUAAGUUUAGCAGGUAUAAUGCUCUCCAUGUUCACCUUCUUAGAUUAACUUAUUAGUUUAGUACUUUAGUGCUAAUUAGUGCAAAACAAAAAGUACAGCAAAGGCUAAUGGGAAUGUCAUUAAUUUUGUUAUUAUGUUUUUUUAUUAAGUGAAUUGAAAUGUUGACCAGAUGAUGGAACAAGAGUCACCAAGAGAUUACAAUUCAUCCUGAGGAGCAUGAAUGUGUGUACCAAAUUUCAUGGCAAAGGUCGACAUUGACAUCCACAAUAAAAAUGUCUUCCACUGUGGAAAAAACACA